Molecule: messenger RNA, 7307 nt
Organism: Hypanus sabinus (Atlantic stingray)
Lineage: Eukaryota; Metazoa; Chordata; Chondrichthyes; Myliobatiformes; Dasyatidae
Gene: fgf12a
Product: fibroblast growth factor 12a
Exons: 5
Coding region: 1171-1905 (244 amino acids)
Biological process (GO): fibroblast growth factor receptor signaling pathway; positive regulation of protein phosphorylation; positive regulation of cell population proliferation
Cellular component (GO): cytoplasm
Molecular function (GO): fibroblast growth factor receptor binding; growth factor activity
Source: RefSeq, a predicted model, not a curated record
GUCGAAAUGUCGGCGUACGUGACUCUGCAAGGGGAGUUUUACUGUUUAUAGAUGGGUGUCAGUCCGUACCUGAGCACAUUCGCUCUCUCGCUGCCGGUCUCGGCUCGGUGUGCGUGCGGGGGGUGUGUUGUGCGAGCGUGGCAGGAGGGGGCGGGGGUGAACAACGCUGGGAGUGGGACAGGGCUCUCGGUAGGCACCGCCGCAGUUCCUCUCUCGCUGCCUUACUCGGAUCAAAGAGGCUUCAUCCGAAACUCACUCACGUAUAAUUGCGUAGUAGAUCGGGAGAGCUGCAAGAAGCGACAGGGACCGGAGCGGAGACCUGGGCACCCUUUCCUGUCCAAACGCCCGCCUUUGGAGCCCUUCCAUCGAGCCCACCACUGAAGGAGAAACCUCGGGAGGAGGAACCGGGAUUUUCUAGGAACUACACUAUCUGCCUACCCCCUGCAUCUGUUCUGCGUUCUCUCUCCUGUCACCCCCGGCGGUGGAGGAGCUCAGAUUUCCGGACUGCAGCAGAAAGGGAAGAAAGUUGGGAGAUCUUACCGGUCCAGUCCAGUGGAAGUCAACGCAUCCCAGCCGAGUCAACCCCAACCCAACGAGAUCCAGGCGGUGUCAGCCCCACCUCAACCCAAAUCCUACAAGGUCCAGGCGGGGUCACCGCCCACCGACCCCCCCCCCCCCCGGACGCACAAGAAAACCUUUCCUUCGGAGGGACGGACGGAGUUGCACGGUCCCGGAGCAGAGGAUGACCCGGGGGAGGCUUCCCCUUUCUCCCGUGCACGGCGCCGGCGACUGCAGUCAGGACGCACCCCGAGGAGAUCUGUAGACACCGCGCACCUCCGUGGAUGGACCUGGAGUCGGUGCGGACGCUCACCUAGAACUGGGCGAGGGCCAGUCGAGACACCCGUGCCGAUUCUGCCCGACUCGUUCUUUCUGUCUGCCCCCUGGUCCGUGAAGUGAAGCCCUAGGGGUGAAGGACGGGGGGUGCAGAGCGGGGCUGGGGAAUGAACCCACCGCGCUGGGAUCGGGUGCCCGCUCCCUGCCGCUGCUCCUGAUCGGAGGGACAGCGGCUGCGGCGAGCCUCGUCUCUGCAUCUCCCCUCCCUCCUUCCUUCCUCCUCGCCUCCCGCAAGUUUGGAAGCCCCGCCGGCUUCACUGAGCUGCCGCCCGGGCCAUGGCUGCGGCUCUCGCCAGCUCUCUGAUCCGGCAGAAGCGGCAGGCGAGGGAGAACAACGCGGACCGGGUGUCGGCCGCCAAGCGACGGAGCAGCCCUAGCAAGGCCAAGAAGUCGCUGUGCGAGAGGCAUGGUCUCGGCGUCUUCUCCAAGGUCCGUUUCUGCAGCGGCAAGAAGAGGCCGGUCCGCAAAAGAACAGACCCCCAGCUGAAAGGUAUAGUGACGAGGUUGUUCAGUCAACAGGGCUUCUACCUACAGAUGCAGCCAGAUGGCACCAUCAAUGGGACAAAGGACGAGAACAGUAACUACACUCUGUUCAACCUGAUUCCCGUGGGUCUGCGGGUCGUGGCAAUACAAGGUGUGAAGUCUGGCCUCUAUGUGGCCAUGAAUGGCGAAGGUAUCCUCUACAACUCGGAGCUCUUCACUGCGGAGUGCAAGUUCAAAGAGUCCGUGUUUGAGAACUACUACGUCAUCUACUCUUCGACGCUGUACCGGCAGCAGGAGUCCGGCAGAGCCUGGUUCCUGGGCCUCAACAAAGAUGGGCAGGUGAUGAAGGGGAACCGCGUCAAGAAGACCAAGCCAUCUUCCCAUUUCCUUCCCAAGCCAAUCGAAGUCUGCAUGUACAGGGAGCCGUCGAUGCACGAGAUUGGGGAUAAAGCCGUGCGCUCGCGGAAAAGUUCAGGAACGCCGACCAUGAACGGAGGCAAAGUCGUCAACCAAGAGGAAUGCACAUAGCAGGAUCAGAGGGGGGCAGGGAAUCUGAACUCAACCACAGGCACAAUUUACAUCAUAUAAAAGCAAAACUGCAUUCUAUACAAUCCAGAAGGGAGGAUUUUUAUGAACACGUGAGUCCUCAACAUUAACUGAUGAAGCCAUUGCCUGAAAGAGAAUAAUUCAAUCAGGACUUAUUCCUUAUUGUUUCCUCAUGCAGAACUCUCCACCUUUGUGGGAAACUCAGCUACGAAACGUUAAAUAAAAAAAGAUCCUUAAAUUAUCCCACAAUUUGAAAUUAGAGAAAAAUAAAAGAUGUUAGAAACCAGAGGCAUUUCUUUUGCUUCUCAGCCGGUGAAAAUGUUGGACCUGAAGAUGGGAUUGUGCUUGGAAGCUGCCAUCCAGAUUCCAUUCUCACUCAACGAGUCGAGCCAAAGGGCAGCUAACUCUCUGUGUCCCAAAGGUCUUAGGUCACUUGGCCCAACUGUUCACAACCAGGCCAUCUUGUACACCCCUGCAUUAUCAGGAAAUUCAUGGACACUUGAAUCAGAAUCAGGUUUAAUAUCACUGACAUAUGCCAUGAAAUUUUUUUGUUGUCUAUUGGUCAACCCCCCCCCCCAAAAAAAAAAUUUGAUGUUUUGCAAAACUGGCUCAGUAGAAGGAUGUCCAACGCUUGUUGGGUUCAGGGCACCACUGUUUCUGCCUUGGUGAACGGUUGGCUAGUAGGAAGGACACAGUGCUUCAUGUGACUUUUCACACCUGAUGUUGCCACGUUUCAUCUCCGUCACCCACCACGGAAGCUCUCAGACCUUUCCUAAAUCCAAGCUCCUGACUUUUCCCUGAAGAGCAAAGCAGUCUCAUCUUUUCAGAGCAGGUUGGACCUGUGUGCACACCCGGACCGAAUGACCUCAAUCUGUGCCACAUAAUAACCACUUUUUAAUUCACCCAUUGAUCCAGCACCAAGUCCCUGAAUGCUUUUCCCUUUAUCAGCCAAUUGUUUAAUGGGGAGAAGGCGGGAGAAUGGGGUUGAAAGCAAUAAUAAAUCAGCCAUGAUGGAAUGGUGUGCAGACUCGAUGGGCUGAAUGGCCUGAUUCUGUUCCUUUGUCUUAUGGUCUUUGGUUUAGUCCUUCAUUCUUUUGAUUGAUUUGUUCUGCUACUUUAGGGUUUGUGAAAUUGCCAAUGAACAGACUUAAACAUGAACCUUAAGCCUACAAGAACACUUCUGGUAUUGUUGUUCGUUCAUGUACCAUAGUCCUGUAGAGUGUACUCCUGCCUCUCUUCCCACCUUCUUAUUCUGGCUUCUUCCUUCUUCCUCUCCAGUUCUGAUAAAUGGUCCUAGCCUGAAACAUUGUCUCCUUAUUCCUCUCCACAGAUGCUGUGGCUGACUUUUUGAGUUCCUCCAGAACUUAGCUUGUGUUACUCUAGAAUUCCAGCAUCUGCAGAAUCUCGUGUUUAGCAGAAGAGAUUCUACAGAUGCUGGAAAUCUUGAGGAAAACACACACACAAAAUGCUGAAGGAAUUCAGCAGGUCAGGCAGCAUUUGUGGAUGCAAGUCGACAUUACCAGCCAAAACCCUUCAUCAGGACUAGACAAGAAGAGCACAAAGGCCAGAAUAUGGUGGUGGAGUAGCAGGAGUACAAGCUGGCAGGUAAUAGGUGUGUCCAGGUGAGGAGGGAGGGGAGAUAAAGUAAGAAGCUGGGAGAUGAUAGGUCGAAGAGGUGAAGAAGGGCUGAAGAAGAAUGAAUCUGAUUGGAGAGGACAUUUGUCCAUGGGAGAAAGGGAAGGAGGAGGGGCACCAGAGGGAGGUGAUGGGCAGGUGAGGAGAAGAGAAGAGGUAAGAGGGGAGUCAAAAUGGGUCAUUGGUAAAUGAAAAGUGGGAGGGAGGGAAUACGACCGGAAGUUGGAGACGUGAAACCAGAUGCUGUCAGGUUGGAGUCCUGAGUCUGGUCUCAUCAUGGCUGUAGAGGAGGCCAUGGACUGACACUAGCAGACAGAGGGUCAAAUGUUUAUAUGCAUUAAUCGACGUUUUAAUUAUAUUCUUCAACUGUAAGCCCUUGUUUGAACUCAGCAGCCUUGUACAUGAUUAGAACAGCCCCACAUACUAAUUGUGGCGAUUGUGACCAUUCCACUCUAGCACUGUUAUUUUCUUACUAAAAUGGUACAACUACAGAUAGAUUAAUGGGAAUAUCAUCGUCUCUCAGUACAAAGAAUAAAAUCAGCCAGUGUUACAUAUGAAGUUUGAAGUAUGUUUGGAGUUUAGAAUGUAACUCAGGUCUGUAGAUGUUUAUAUGCACUCAGUAGCCACCUUAUUGGAAGCCUCCUGUACUUAAUAAAGUGGCCGCUGAGUGCAUGUUCAUGAUCUUCUGCUGCUGUAGCCCAUCCACUUCAAGGUUCAGUGUGUUAUGCAUUCAGAGAUGCUCUUCUGCACACCACUGUUGUAACGUGUGGUUAUUUGAGUUACUGUCACCUUCCUGUCAGCUUGAACCAGUCUGUCCAUUCUCCACUGACCUCACUCAUUAACAAGGUGUUUUCACCCACAGAACUGCCACUUUCCACGCCAUUCUCUGUAAACUCUAGAGACUGUUCUGUGUGAAAACCCCAGGAGGGUGCAGGACAACGUCAUACCUUCCCCAGAAGUCAUCCCAAUAACCCAGAUUUUAGGAGGCUCUGGAGAGGGUACAGAAGAGCUUUACCAGGAUGCAGCCCUGUGUUGGGCCCAGGAUAGACGCCCAAGAGCUUGAAGCUGACGAUUCUGCAGAUGCUGGAAAUCCCACAUGAAAUGCUGGAGGAGCUCAGCAAGUCAGGCAGCAUCUAUGGAGAGGAAUAAGGAGUUGACGUUUCGUCAGGACUCUAAAGGAAGGGGGCAUGACGGAUUAAGAAGGUGGGGGAGGGGAGGAGUACAAGCUGGCAGGUGGUAGGUGGAUGGGUGGCAGAGUGGGCGGGUGUUGAUUUGAGAAACUGGGAGGUAAUCAGAUAGAGAGGUAAAGGGCUAAAGAAGAAAAAAAUCUAAUCCUCCUACCAUCAUAACAGGAAUCGAUUUCCCGUUGUCCUUACCUACCACCUCAUGAGCUUCCACAUACAGCACAUCAUCCUCCAUAGCUUCUGUCAUCCCAGACAGGACCCUACCACUAAACAGAUUGACCCCUCCCCCCACCUCCACUUUCCUGAGGGAUUGCAGUCUCUGAGACUCACUUGUCUUCCCGGUGCUCACCCUGCAGGCGGGACAAGUGCCACCCCUGCCUCUUCUCCACCCUCGCCAGCACUCAGGACCCCAAAAAGUCCUUCCAGGUGAGGUGACACUUCACCUCUGAGUUUGCUGAGGUCAUUUAUUGUAUUUGCUGCUCCCGGUGUGGCCUCCAGUGAGAACUGACGCAGAUUAGUGAACCACUUCAUCAAACACCUUUGCUCUGCCUGCUGUGAAAGGUGGUGUGUGUGUGGUACAUGUUUGUGUGUGUGUGUGGUACGUGUUUGUGUGUGUGUGUGUGGUACGUGUUUGUGUGUGUGUGUGUGUGUGUGUGUGUGUGUGUGUGUGUGUGUGUGUGUGUGUGGUGCAUGUGUGUGUGUGUGUGUGUGUGGUAUGUGUUUGUGUGUGUGUGUGUGGUACGUGUUUGUGUGUGUGUGGUGCGUGUGUGUGGUGCACGUGAUUGUGUGUGUGUUAUGCACGUGUGUGGUGCGUAUGCAUGUGUGUGGUGCGCGUGUGUGUGUGUGAUGCACGUGUGAGUGUGUGUGGUGCACGUGUGAGUGUGUAUGGUGCACGUGUGAGAGCAAGAGAUAUUUCCACCAUGUAUGUGUGUGAGAGAAUGACUUCCACUGUGUGUGAGCAAGCGCAAGAGAGCGAGAGCAAGAGACAGACAUUGUGUCAAGUCAUUGGGUAUAUUUAUGGCAGAGGUUAAUAGUCUCCUGAUUAGUGAGGGCAUCAAAGAUUACAGGGAGAAGGCAGGAGAAUGGGGUUCAGAGGGAUAAUUCAUCAGCCAGAAUGGAUCAGAAGGGCCGAGUAGAUGGGCUGAAUGGUCUAAUUCCAUUCCUCUGCCUUCUGGUCUGACAGAGAUCAGCAGUUUCUGAGCUACUCAAACCACAAUCACUCCACAGUCAAAGUCACUUAGAUAUUUUUCCCCAUUCUGAUGUUUGGUCUGAACAACAACUGAACCUUUAGACUAUGUCGGCAUGCCUUUAGCCACUGAGUUGCUAAUUAGAUAUUUGCAUUAACGAGCAGGUGUACAGUUGUACCUCAUAAAGUGGACACUGACUGCAUAGUUUAACCAACGGAUAAUCCAAGGUCAGCCUUUAAUCAAAAAUAUUGAGUGAUUUAUGUAUAUCAAUAAAAGAUGCAUAGGACUGAGGUAGCUACUUUGUGCUUCAAGACGUUUGAGUACUUUAUAUAUAGUCUAAUACUUGCGAGUAUAUGUAGAAUAAUAGACAGCUGUAUUAAUUGAUGAUUCGGGAUUAAUGUGUUAGAUUUACAAUGAUAAAAGAUUCACAGAAUUGAUUUACUGGGUGGAAUUAGGAGGUUCAGGGUGUUGGGUAUGAGUAAUUUGCAAAACAGCGGCAAAUACUGAGCCACACGACAUGUAAUCUCUCAGUUUAGACUAAGCAAUAUCCCAAAGCAAGUUAUGUUCUGGAAGGUAAUUGAAGAGUAAAAGAUGGGCUUUAUAUAUAGAAUGCUAAGAUAGCAGCGUGUGUGGUGUUUAAACCAUCAAAUCCCUCUGGCAGCAUGUUUCAAGCUCUUUGUGUAUGUGUUAAUUUUAGUCUCCGUAAAUACCUGGUUGAGGAACAGAAUGAGUAAACAAUGGGGUUGAAAUAUUUCCAACCUUUUAAUCUUUAUGCACUAUAAAUAAAAGAACAAUAAAUGUAUAUUUUAUGAAACGCAGUGAGAAAUUACGUUAUUAAUGAUAAAAUUCAUACAGUGCCCAGCCAUUUAUUUCUGGUUGCUGCGUGGUUUUAUGAAGGUUGGCAUGAAAUUCAGGUUGUUUCCUCCAGGGUUAUCACAAUGAGUGGCGUGAAGUGUAGAAAUCAUGGGAUGGAUGAAGGAACAUUCUGAAAUCAUAAGAAAUAUAAGCUUCUGUAAACAGGCUUGAAAUACUCAGAAGGCCCACCCCUUGAGGCUGUUCUGCCGUUUGGAAAGAUUGCAGCUAAUUGCAUAAAACGUGUCCACUUUCCAGUCAAUCUGUACAACCACCAAUUUCUGAACAGGUUUACAAUCAUACUGCCGGAUUCAAGGGCCUGAGCUUUAAGGACAGGUUGGGGAGGCUGGGUAUUUAUUUUGGGGAGUGUAGGAGAAUGAGGGGGAAAUGUUUAACAUCAUUAGAGGCAUAGGUCAGGUUAAACACAAGAGAUUCUGCAGAUGUUGGAAAUGUAGAGUACACACACUAAAUGCUGGAGGAACUCAGCAGGUCAGGCAGCAUUAAUGGAGAGGAAUAAUCAUUCAGU